AUGCUUACCCUGGUCAGAUUUUCCCUUUCCAUACUUGCCCCCUUUUCACCAUUUUCACCAAGUCGCUCCCUCUCUGCUCAUCCUCCUCCCUUUUCAUCGGUUCUCAUCCACCAUGGGAAACCCAUAUCUGAAUCCAACAUCAUUGUCCAGUACAUCGAUGAAGCCUGGCAAAACAAGCAUCCGCCAUUGUUGCCUUCUGAUCCUUAUCUCAAAGCCCAAGCCAGGUUCUGGGAUGAUUUCGUUGACAAGAAGAUAAAUGAUGGUGCGAGGAGGAUAUGGAGCACGAAAGGAGAAGAGCUGGAGAAGGCAAAGAGGGAGUUGAUAGAGUGGCUGAAGGUGUUGGAAGGGCAGCUUGGGGAUAAGGCGUAUCUGAUGGGGGAGAGGUUUGGGUAUGCAGACAUUGCGAUGGUGCCUUUCUACUGMUGGCUUCARGUUUGAGAAUCUUUAGGCAAUGUUUUGAUCAAAAUGAAGAAGAGAUGUGGUGUGAAGAGAAGAAAUGGAUGUUAGAUCUGAGAACAGUAGUGUGCAGGUGGUGAGGUGGGCCAAGAUACCAACCCAAGUGAUUCAAARAACCAGCAUUUUGAUUUGAAUGAAAAGAUUGUUGGGUUUAUGUUUAUUUUCAUAUCUUUUACAGUUAAUGAA
Cynara cardunculus var. scolymus (artichoke) is the source of this 642-nucleotide messenger RNA. Its product is annotated as glutathione S-transferase U19-like. The record is from RefSeq and is a predicted model, not a curated record. Gene Ontology annotation, molecular function: glutathione transferase activity. The transcript is spliced from 2 exons. Gene Ontology annotation, cellular component: cytoplasm. Lineage: Eukaryota; Viridiplantae; Streptophyta; Magnoliopsida; Asterales; Asteraceae. Gene Ontology annotation, biological process: glutathione metabolic process. The coding region runs from base 1 to 438 and encodes 145 amino acids.